AUGUUUCAGGGAACGCCUUUCCAGGCGCAGUCCGCUGAUGCACCAGGGUUUGCAGCAAACUGCGACCACUCUGCUCUUUUUGCUGACAGUUAAAAAGACAGCAGUGGGAUGUCCUACAGAGUAGCUCCGCAUUCUUCCUACAAGAAGAUGUUUGGCGGGGAGCGUAACGUGACCAGGAGCAGCUACUCCAGCCGCCAGCUCUCCAGCCCAAUGCGCUCCUCUCGGGUGUCCUUCGGGCUCCCUUCCGCUCCGACCAUUUACUCUGCCAAGACCCAGAGGCUCAGGAGCAGCGCGGCCAUGCCCCGACUGGCCUCCGAGAAUCUGGACUUCUCCCUGUCCGACGCCAUCAACAGCGAGUUCAUCACGAACCGCACCAACGAGAAGGCGCAGAUGCAGUCUCUCAACGACCGCUUCGCCAGCUACAUCGAGAAGGUGCGCUUCUUGGAGCAGCAGAACAAGAUCCUGCUGGCCGAGCUGGAGCAGCUGCGGGGGAAAGGCACGUCCCGGGUCGGGGAUCUGUACGAGGACGAGAUGCGGGAGCUGCGGCGCCAGGUGGACCAGCUCAGCAACGAGAAGGCUCGGGUGGAGGUGCACCGGGAUAACCUGGCCGACGACAUUGGCAGGCUGAGAGACAAGUUGCAGGAUGAAAUUUCCCAGCGGGAGGAAGCAGAAGCCAAUAUGCAGAGCUUUAGACAGGAUGUGGACAACGCUGCCCUUGCCAGACUGGGCCUGGAGCGGAAGGUUGAGUUGCUCCAGGAGGAAAUGAACUUCCUCAAGGAGCUGCAUGAUGAGGAAAUGCUGGAGCUACAAAACCAAAUCCAGCAGCAGCAGCAUGUGCAGCUGGACAUGGAGGUGGCCAAGCCAGACCUGACGGCAGCUCUGAGGGACGUCCGUCUGCAGUAUGAGAACCUGGCCUCUAAAAACAUCCAGGAGUCAGAGGAUUGGUACAAAUCCAAGUUUGCUGACCUCACCGAAGCGGCAGCUCGGAAUAAUGAAUCUCUGAGAUUAGCCAAGCAGGAGGCCAACGACUACAGGCGUCAAGUUCAGGCACUAACUUGUGAGGUGGAUGCCCUCAAAGGAUCUAAUGAGUCCUUGGAGCGCCAGAUGAGGGAAAUAGAAGAGAACUUUGGCCUGGAGAACAGUGGCUACCAGGACACCAUCAGCCGCCUGGAGGUGGACAUUCACAACAUGAAGGACGAGAUGGCCCGUCACCUCCGAGAGUACCAGGACCUGCUCAAUGUGAAGAUGGCCUUGGACAUUGAGAUCGCUACCUAUAGAAAACUGCUGGAGGGAGAGGAGAGCCGGAUCUCCACCCCGUUGCCAAAGUUCUCUUCUCUAAAUCUCAGAGACGGAUUGCCUGAUUCAAAACCUCAUUCUGAAACAUCAGCAACGAAGAAAGUUGUCAUCAAGACCAUUGAGACCAGGGAUGGUCAGGUGAUCAAUGAGUCAACCCAGAAUCACGAGGACAUGGACUAAUAGCUUCUUUGUCUAUGUCAAACAAGCAACACAAGCAAUAAGAGGAAAAACAUUUCACUGGAGUUACAAGCAAGAAAAUAAAUCUACCACACAAAUCGAAAACAGCUUUGAAAAGUGCCUUUAUCUGUGAAGAUCCAGUGAGCCUGUUCUAGCUGACAGACUGUUAUGCUUUUUUGUUUGGUUGAGAGUGCUUAAGUCACAUUUGUCUUGACACAAUUAUGAAAAUCGGGACACAUUUAGCAUAGCAAUUUUUUCCGAGGUCGACAAAAAACAUUUCUUUGUAACCAAGGUAGUGUUUGAUCAACAAAGCAUGAACCACAACAAAUCUGUAUGCUGAAGAAGUCACAAUUACCUGUUUGCAGCAAUAAACUAUGAAGACUGUAACUCAA
Molecule: messenger RNA, 1865 nt
Organism: Xiphophorus maculatus (southern platyfish)
Lineage: Eukaryota; Metazoa; Chordata; Actinopteri; Cyprinodontiformes; Poeciliidae
Product: vimentin-like
Biological process (GO): intermediate filament organization
Cellular component (GO): intermediate filament; axon; plasma membrane
Molecular function (GO): structural constituent of cytoskeleton
Source: RefSeq, a predicted model, not a curated record